This is a messenger RNA of Dreissena polymorpha, 2269 nucleotides long. RefSeq names its product probable lysosomal cobalamin transporter. Gene Ontology annotation, cellular component: vacuolar membrane. The transcript is spliced from 15 exons. Lineage: Eukaryota; Metazoa; Mollusca; Bivalvia; Myida; Dreissenidae. Gene Ontology annotation, biological process: protein localization to vacuole. The record is from RefSeq and is a predicted model, not a curated record. The coding region runs from base 105 to 1727 and encodes 540 amino acids.
UAAACGCUUAAUGUUUAAAAGCGUCUGGAAUCUUCGGGUGAUCAACUGUCAAAUGACUAGAAUUUCUUUUUUGUGCGUAUUAUGAAAGCUGUUAGUUCGUGAACAUGUCUGUGGGUAUUCCUAGCGCGGUGUUAGCGGCAGGAUGGAUUCCAUUUGUAAUUGUUAUUGUGUUGAUCCUGGUGUUUUCGGGUGUUUAUGUGUUGUACUACACAAGUCGCAAGGACAGAGAAUGGUCCAGUGUUAUCAGUGCAGUAAUAUCCAUGAGUGUGGCCCUGAUGACAAUGGCCUUGAUCCCUGUGGACGUAUUUUUGGUGUCCUUCAUGAAGACAUCAAAUGGAACAUUUAAAGACUGGGCACAGAACAAUGACACCAGACAGUCUCUGGAGCAGUCGGUGUUGGUUGGAUAUUACACCAUGUACGGUCUCAUCACAUUCUGCCUGUUCAUGCUGCUGCCCUUCAUGUACUUUUACUAUGAGGAGAGGGAGGAGGAAGCCACAUGCAAAACUAGAUUCUGUGGUGCCCUGAAGUACUCUGUAGCCUUCUUUGUCAUGAUGUUUGUUCUACUCUUAAUUGGGGCCCUUGUGCACACAAAGCAGGUUGCCAAUCAAAACAACUCCACCUCAGAAAUUGAAAAGCUGGCAGGCCUGUUUGACAUGGAGAGCAACUGGGUUGAGAACAGCCUGUCCCUUGUGAUGAGUGUCAUCAGUCUGUUAGGCCUCCUGAUUGUGGUCAUAUACACUGCAUAUGGCAUGGCAUCGCUGCCUAUUGAGCUCAUCAAGGGACACAGGAAUGUGAGACUGGAGCGUGGAGAUAUCCAGAAUAGGCAGGAGGAGACCCGGCAGAAGAUAAAGGCCAUCAGGGAUAAGUAUGGCCGCGGCAAGAAGAUGUCAAAUCGUGAUGCCUCAACAAUUGCUACGCUCGAGGAAUCAGAGGCAUUGAUGGAGCGCCAAGAGCGCCACCUGGGAGCGAGGGACACCUGCUGUCAGAGAUGUCUCAUUGUUCUGAGACCAUUUGCCAUCGUGUUUGGAAUCCUGCUCAUCUUGGUAGCCAUUUUGGUGUUCCUGUCCCUGCUACUGACCAACAUUGAUAAGACUCUUGCCAAUGGUCUUGGACCCAAGAGUGGUUACAUGCUGAAGAAGCGCACACUUCCCAAUGUGGUGGAUAUCAUCUUGGUCUUCUGUCAACAGGCGUUUCCUCUGGACUAUGUGCUGUUUGGUCUGCUCACGUUCUACCUUGUCUUCAGCUCCAUGGCAGGCAUCAAGAACAUAGGCAUCUGGUUCUUCUGUCUGAAGAUGUACAAGAUGCGCCCCCAUCGUACUAGGCCCCAGGGUGUGCUCAUGAUGUGUAUGAUACUUAUGCUGGCCCUCCUGGGUAUCAACAUCAUCCUGUAUGAGCUCACACCGCAGUACACGUCCUUCGGCAACCAGAUGUUCUGGGGUGUGACUGGGCCAAACUCCACAUCGCUAGAGAAAUGCACAUUUGAUAUGCAAGCGCAGGUGUUGAAAGAUGAAUGUAUCCAGUCCCGCAUGUCGAUGCUGCUGUCUCGGUUCUUCUACAAGAUGUGGUUCUUUGGUGCUGCUUACUACUGGGCCACAUGGCUCUUCCUACUGUUCAUUCUGGUUGGUUUCGUUGUGGCCAUCUGCAAGAAGUCCAAGUCAGCCAUAGACGGGGAGGUAGAGGCAGAUGACAUUGAUGACAGCAGCGAUGAGGAGCUCCUGCAGCACUGACAUGCCACGUGAUACAGCAUGUGUCAUACCAUGUGACGUACCAUGUGACACACCAUGUGACACACCAUGUGACAGCAAGAUACUCUAGGAUAUACUUGGUUGUAGUGCAUUGUUCUGAACAAAAUGUUUGUGCUUGUCUUAACAUAUAUAUGAUAAUGUUUUGAUAAGUUGUGAUAAUGAUGUGUUGUACUAAAAACCUUAUUAUAAGUCCUUAAUGUAACAUUUUUUGAAGAAUUAUAAAUACUCGGACACAAAUCCCUAAACAAUGUUUUUUUUUCCUUUUUAGUAAUUCAAUGUGUUUCUUUUUUAACUUUAUACAGUAGUACAAUAAUCCUUAUUUCAUGUUUUUUAUUUAACCAUUGGCAGAAUGGGGUUUUGGUGACAAAGGAUUUCUAGCUUUUUCUAUUGUUAAUGCUUUUCUUUGAAAAUGGUUUGUGAAUGUCAUGUUAUUGUGAAUAAAUAAUUAUGAUAGUUGUAAAAAGAUCUGGUAAUUCAAUGGCUUUUAUUUGGCGGAAUGAAAACUGUAAUAAAAAUUGAAUGAA